UUGAUAAAAACUAAUUUCUUGAGCUUGAAUUGAACUGUAAGCCCUCAGAAAAGAGCGUCGUUUCAUCUUCUUCUUCACCCUCACUCUCGACGCCUCUGCUACAAAGAAAUGGCUUCCAGUUCCAUCCCUCUCCUCAAUCUCUCCGUCAAAACCGCCUUUAGAGCCGCUCUAAUCCCUCACUCCUCCGCCAUCAAAUCCCGCCACCGUUCUUCUCUCCCUUUUCUCCCCUCUAAACCCGCAAAAUCCACCGUCUUUCGCAUGUCCUACAACCCUACUCCAGCCACCGACCGCGUCAUCUCCGCCGUUGCCUACACUCUCCCCUUCUUCAACUCCCUCCAGUACGGCCGCUUCCUCUUCGCUCAGUACCCGGCCCUCGGCUUCGCCUUCGAGCCACUCCUCCCGAUUCUAGGGCUUUAUCGCUCGAUCCCGCACGCAAGCUUCGUCGCGUUCUUCGCGCUUUACUUGGGCUUGGUCCGAAACCCUAGCUUCAGCCACUACGUGCGCUUCAAUUCGAUGCAAGCGGUGACUCUGGACGUGCUGCUGGUGGUUCCGUUGUUGAUACAGAGGAUUCUGAGUCCGGGUCGGGGCGGAUUAGGGUUUCAGAUAAUGGUUUGGGGCCAUAAUGGAUUGUUUGUUUUCAGUGUUUUGUGCUUUGUUUAUAGUCUGGUUUCUUGCCUUCUGGGUCGAACCCCUCACUUGCCCAUUGUUGCUGAUGCUGCUGGCAGGCAGAUUUAGCUUCAGGGGCUACUAUGAUGUGGCAAUCAACUAAUAUUUGUAUGAUGGAUUUGGGGAUUGUUUACCGAUGACCUAAAUUUUGUGAAAUUGAAAGGGUUUGAAGGGGAAUAGGUUGCGAGAAUAUGAUGUAUAUGAGAAUUGUUUAAUACUACCAAACUUAUUAUACUUCGACCAUCUACAAGCAAUUAUAGUACAAACAUUGUAUAUAACAAUUAUUUCCAAGCUUAAGAAGUAAACUAAAUGGAAAAUAAUUAUAUAA
Messenger RNA from Benincasa hispida (wax gourd), 994 nucleotides. RefSeq names its product chloroplast import component Tic20-II (gene TIC20-II). NCBI's taxonomy places the organism in Eukaryota, Viridiplantae, Streptophyta, Magnoliopsida, Cucurbitales, Cucurbitaceae. The record is from RefSeq and is a predicted model, not a curated record.